Messenger RNA from Atta colombica, 386 nucleotides. Its product is annotated as DNA-directed RNA polymerases I, II, and III subunit RPABC4-like. Bases 168 to 386 code for a protein of 72 amino acids. Gene Ontology annotation, cellular component: RNA polymerase II, core complex; RNA polymerase III complex; RNA polymerase I complex. Lineage: Eukaryota; Metazoa; Arthropoda; Insecta; Hymenoptera; Formicidae. Gene Ontology annotation, biological process: DNA-templated transcription. The transcript is spliced from 2 exons. Gene Ontology annotation, molecular function: zinc ion binding; DNA binding; DNA-directed RNA polymerase activity. The record is from RefSeq and is a predicted model, not a curated record.
UAAAAGUUCCCAAUCGAUAGUCGGUCCUAGUCGAUUAAAGUCAGUUUUCUAACUGCGUCAUAUUUGAUCGUACUGCAAUUUCAUUGCUAACAACACGUAUUCUAUGAUAACGAAGAUUUAUUGUAACUAAAAAAUCAAUUUGUUUAUUAUGUCACAACAGUAUUAAAAUGGAGUCUGGUAAAUCUGAAUCUAUCCCGAAACAAGCUAUGGUAUACAUUUGUGGAGAAUGUCAUCACGAUAACGAGAUUCGUGCCAAAGAUGCAAUUCGAUGUAGAGAAUGUGGAUAUAGAAUCAUGUACAAGAAGCGUACAAAAAGACGUAUGUUUUUUAAUGUUUUCGACUUAACACGAUUGACAUUUUUUAAUCAAGCAAAAUCGAAUUUCUAG